AUGGGGCCCCCCAGGAGUUUUGUUAGGCAGCUAGACAUUCCUGCUGUUGGGUUUGAACGGCCUGUCUUUAUUACUCGCGGUGCUGCUGCUGCUGCUGCUGCUGCUGCUGCUGCAGCUGCUGCUUCAUCUGCCGAUGCAUCUGCUGCUGGCUCUACUGUUGCUGCUGCUGUUGCUCCAGCUGCUGCUGCUUUUGCUGUCCAUGACGCAGCAGCACCAGCAGCAGCAGCAGCAGCAGCAAAAGAAGAAGACUUUGCUGCACGUGUUUGUGUGGGGGCCCUGGUGACGCUGGUACCCCCGGGGCCCCCCACCCCUCCUAGGGGGCCCCCGGGCUCCCCAGGGGCCCCCCAGGUCCUCUGCAGCGGCAGCAGCAGCUGCUGCUGCUGCAGCUACCCUGAAGCAGGAAGGACGGUUUGUCUUUCUUACAAUGCUUGGUUUGUGGGGGGCCCCCUGGGGGGCCCCCCACCGGGUCAGCAGACCCCAUGGGGGCCCCUGGGGGCCCCCCAGCUGCAGCAAACCCCAGGGGGCCCCCGGGGGGCCCCCCAGGAGCAGCAGACAUCUGGGGGCCCCCAGGGGGGCCCCCUGCUGCAGCAAGGACUGCCGAAGGAGGGGCCCUGGAGCAGCAAAGAGCUGCAGCAGCAGCACUUUCAAAAAACUCCUGCUGCUGCUGCAUCUCUUCUGGUUGCUGCUGUUGGUGAUGUCUCGCUGGGGCCUGGGCUCAGUGCGGCUCUGCAGUGCAUGCUCCCAGGGUUGUUGUUGCAGGAGAAGAGUGUUUGUUGCUGCUGGAGGCUGCAGCAGCACCACCGAGGCUGUUGCAGAAACGCAGCUACACCCCCGCAGCAGCAGCAGCAGCAGCAGCGCCAGCAGCAGCACCAGCAGCAGCGCCAGCAGCAGCAGCAGCAGCAGCAGCGCCAGCAGCAGCUGCAGCAGCAGCGCCAGCAACAGCAGCAGCAGCAGCGCCAGCAGCAGCAGCGCCAGCAGCAGCGCCAGAAGCAGCAGCACCAGCAGCAGCACCAGCACCAGCAGCAGCAGCGCCAGCAGCAGCAGCAGCAGCAGCAGCAGCAGCAGGAGCCAUGGUGUUGCUGCCAGCAGCAGAUGCUGCUGCUGCUGAUGCUGAGGAACCCCGUUGCUGCUGCUGCAGCAGCGAAGAAGCAUACAGCGGAGCUGACGAUCCCGACUCAGACGCAUGCAGCAGCGACAGCAGCAGCAGCAGCAGCAGCAGCAGCAACAGCAUGGUGUCUCCGUUGUCUCUCUACAGAAACAUAUACCGCAGCUGUCUCUUUCCUGCAGCAGCAGCAGCAGCAAUUGUAUCAGCAUAUGGGGUGGCACCCACCCUUCCCGCAGCCCGACCAACAUCAACAGCAGCAGCAACACCACCCCCACCCCCACCACCAGCAACAGCAGCAGCAACAGCAGCAGCAGCAGCAGCAACAGCAGCAGCAGCAGCAGCUGCAGCAUCUGCAGUGUUUGUAUAGAGAGACGAAGAGACAGAGCUGCUCGCUCCUCAGCCUGUCUCCUUAA
Molecule: messenger RNA, 1518 nt
Organism: Eimeria mitis
Lineage: Eukaryota; Apicomplexa; Conoidasida; Eucoccidiorida; Eimeriidae
Exons: 5
Coding region: 1-1518 (505 amino acids)
Cellular component (GO): RNA N6-methyladenosine methyltransferase complex
Molecular function (GO): RNA binding
Source: RefSeq, a predicted model, not a curated record